AUGUCCUACCGACGCCCCCAUGAGAGCAAGCAGGAACAGAAGCGCAUUCUGGGGUACAACAUGGCAAGACGAGUGGGGGGCGACGCCUCUCCAAACAAGAACGCAUCAUUCAACCUUGUGCCCGGCUUUUACCACUACCUGCGUGAUGAGCAAGAGGCUGUGCAGAAACGGACGUUCACCAAAUGGAUCAAUUCCCACUUGGCAAAGAGUGUCCCACCUCUGGUCGUGAGUGAUCUGUUUGAGGAUAUCAAGGAUGGUGUCAAGCUGCUUGCCCUGCUAGAAGUCCUCUCUGGACAAAAACUGCAACGUGAGCAGGGCAAGAAGCUAAAGAGGAUCCACUGGCUUGCAAACAUUGGUACUGCUCUCAACUUCCUUGAGGGAAGGAAGUCUGCCUACAGGGGAUCACCGAUCAAGCUAGUGAACAUCAACUCCACAGAUAUUGUUGAUGGUCGACCGUCAAUUGUUUUGGGCCUGGUGUGGACAAUCAUCCUAUAUUUCCAGAUCGAAGAGCUAACCAGCAGUCUACAAGCAACCCACGCCUCACCCCGCAGCUCCUCGUCACUGGACAGCUCUGCCAGCAGCAAUGAGACCACCAGCCCGCCCCUUAAGAAGAAGCCUCUGCUGCCCCUGCAGGGGGGUGCCAGGAAGGCCCUGCUCAGAUGGGUCCAGCAGACAGCAACAAAACAUCUGGAAAUCAAGGUGAUAGACUUUGGCCCUAGCUGGCGUACAGGUUUAGCCUUCUUUGCCAUCCUCAAUGCCCUCCGGCCCAAUCUGGUGGACAUGGAGCAAGUAAAGACGAGACCCAACCGAGAAAAUCUGCAGGAAGCUUUUUUGUUAGCUGAGACACAGUUAGGCAUAGCGCAGCUCCUCGAUCCUGAGGACGUAGACGUGGACAAGCCGGACGAGAAAUCCAUCAUGACAUACGUGGCCCAGUUCCUGAAGCAUCAUCCUGAGCGAGAGCAGAGCGCCUCUGAUGGACAAGCAGCAGCAGCUAAAGAACGAGAAGAAGAGGAGGAGGCGUCUGUCACACAGCAUGGUCUCGCUCCUCGCGAUAUAGAGGAAAUGUUGGAGCGAGAGCAGAGAAAGAGCCUGAGGGAGUUCAAAAUGUGGCUGGACCAGCUGGAGACUGACGCACUACACGCCCAGGAGACCAAUAGCGAUAUCUCUCAGCAGUACCAGUUGUUCAAGAGUCUGCGUGUCCAGCUGGAAAUGAAGAGAAAUCAGAUGGAAGAUUCCUUAAAGUCCACACAGAAGGACGGGAUGCUGACAGUGGAUCAGGCUCUGGUUAAGCAGGCUUGGGAAAGGCUCUCAAACAAGCUGCUGGAUUGGCACCUGCUGCUGGACACAUCCCUGCCUGCUCCUCUGGAUGCGCUGGGGGCCUGGCUGCACCACACUGAGAGAACUCUGCAACAAGAGUUCAUCACCCAAAAAUCAAAUGAUGAGGAAGACAUCCACAGAGCUUUGGAACAACACAAGGACGUCUUGAAGAGCCUUGAAGAUCAUCAGCUGGUCUUUCAGAGGAUCCAUAAGGACAGAAGUAUUGACGGUGUCCCGAUUUCCCCGGAACAGCUCCGAGACAUGGCUGAGAGGCUCAAUUUUAUGGCCACAUCUUGUUGCGUCCAUUUGGCCAAGAUGGAAUUCUUGGAAAGCAAACACCGCAUGCAGGCUUUUCUCACCGAGGCAGAGUCUAAGCUCAAGUCCUGGAUCAUCAAAUAUGGCACACAAGAAUCUGUGGAACUGAUGCUACGUGAUUACAUUGUUUUUGUGGAGAAGCAAUAUUUCUUUGAAAAUUACAAGACUUUGUUCGAGUCCCUGAAAUGUGCUGCUGAGGUUUACACUAGCGCUGACAGUUCAGCCAACAUGGGAGAGAUGGGGGUGUCUCAGUUCGUGCGAGAUGUGGCAGCCCUGUGGAGGAGCCUAUCCAUGGAAGUGCGCAGUGUGAGGAGCAUGCUGGAGGAGGUGCUUUCCAACUGGGACAGGUACACCUCCACGGUAGCCUCUUUCCAAGCCUGGCUGGAGGAUGCAGAGGAAGCCGUGACCCAGCCAGAAAACAUAAAGCAGGAGUUUUUCAAUAAUCUGAGCUACUGGAUGGACCAACACGCCGCCAUCAACGAUGCUGGGAAUUUUCUCAUUGAAACAUGCGACGAGACCAUGUCAUUUGAUCUAAAGCAGCAGCUGCUUCUCUUGAAUGGGCGAUGGAGAGAACUCUUCUUUAAGGUCAAACAGCUCUCCCGAGCUGAUGAGUUGGUAAAGUGGAGAAAAGACCAUCUAGGGGCAAUGUCGUCUUUAAAAGAGCUUUUGGAUGCAGCAGAGGCAAAGCUCAGUGCUCCUGUCCAUGUGUCUUUCCUCAGUGUUCGAGCCUUUCUGCAGGAUGUGGAGAAUACCAAGCAAAAGGUUGUUGCCAUGGAGACUCAAUACAAGCUGGCCGGCCGCAGCGCUCAGCUGCUUGCAAAGGAUGCGCCACACGACGAGGCCACCCGGGUCAUUGCAGCCAUGACAACAGCUAAGAGUCAGCUGAGUCGAGUUAGAGAGCGAUGUCCCAUCUUUUUGAGGGAAUGUCAUGCUCUUCUGCCAUUGUUGGAGGAGAUGGACAAACACAUCACUGCCUUUUAUCAAGCACUGGAGCAGGCCAGUCAGAUUACUGCCACAGCCAGAGAUGCAGACACACAGAGCCCAACCAUGCACAGACACAAGUGGCAGGAUUUGUUACAGCAGCAGCAGAGCUGUAAGCGAUGUCUGUCGGUGAUCGAGAGGAACCACCACACGGUGCAGAGGGCGCUCUCCAACAGCAAGGUGCUUCGGCACUUCGACACAUGCCUGCUGCAGAAGAUAGUUGCUGAUGUACAAGGCUCAGCCCAGGCUCUGCUGAAAGAGGUCGGUGAAUGGAGAAGGCAGCAAGAGGCCAACAGCUCCCUGGGGAGGAGGUUUGAGGAAUCCCGACAAGAUCUGGAGAGAGUGCUACAGACAGCCCAGGAGUGUUUGGGAGAGAGCGGAGACGCCGAGGAACUACUGAAGACGCACACAGAUUUUUUCAGCCAACUGGAUCAGCGUGUGCUGAGCGUCUUCUUGAAGGCAUGUGACGAGUUGACCGACAUCUUACCAGAAGAAGAGCAACAGGGGCUACAAGAGACAGUCCGCAGGCUGCACAAGUACUGGAAGGACAUUCAGGGUGAGGUACCAUCCCACCUGCUCCGUCUGAAAGUAGAGCUGGAGCAGAGUCGAGUAGAGGCCGUCCUGCAAGACUGCAGAGCAGAGCUUCACCGAGAAAUCCAAGCCCUUUCGUACACCUCAACCAGUGAGCAUGUGGUCAAAGAGCAUAGAGCGUUCUUCAGGGAACGCACACCUCUGACUUUGUGCGAGAAGAGGAUUAGGAACAUGGAGUAUCUGUGUCAUAAAUUGCCUGACAACGAUGUGGCUUACAGAAGGCUAGAUUCUACCAAGAAGGCUGUAGAGGAGGUUACAGAGCAGGUCAGGAGCACCAGCCUGCAGCUGGAACAGCAUCCUGAUAAGUGGAAAGAAUGGAAUGAUAGGUUUUGUGAGCUCUCAGACUGGCUCUCUUCUCAGAGGAGGCUCUUUAAUGAGACUGCAAGAACUUCCACAAGUCAGGAGCAAGUUGAAGCUGCCAUGCAGGCAGUGCAAGCUUCAGAACAUGCCCGAGAAGAGAACCUAUUGUGGCUUAAGAGCCGUCUUUGUAGCUUAACUGACGUGAGUUCUGAACUGGAGAUACAGAGACAGCAAACAGCCCUGACCAAACUUUCAGCUGAUUUUAGGGACCUUUUUUCAUCACUGUGUCAGGGUGGUGGAGAGGGCUCAAGUGCGUUCCAGUUUGAGGAGCUUAGGGAGGAUGUGCGUGGCGCUUUGAAGGAGGUCCUGAAAGCCGGAAAAGAAGCCGGAGAACAGAUCAGCAGGAUUCUGGAUGCUGAGGACUUGAAGGAAGCCCAGGACCUAUUCCUUAUUCACCAGCAACGCCUAAAACAACUACAAGCUCUCAGGAGGGAGGCGGAGCUUCUUGUGUCCCAUUCACACCAGCUGCAGACCGGAGAGGCUUUGAGUCACUCUGUGCAGGAGUUAGAAGAACGUGUCAAAGAAGUUGACUGCCAGUUCAGCACAAAGGAGCACAACCUGCAGGCCACUAUGGACUCCUGGCAGAGCUUUGAAACCGAGCGAGAAACAGUUUGGAGUUUUAUAAGGGAGACAAACACUGAGCUGCGCAAAGAGCUUAUAUUCAACAGCCUGGACAGCCUGAGAAGAGAAAAGGAGCUCAACAAGGACCUUUUACUGAAGGUGGAGGACUGCAGCGUGCGAGCAGACGUCCUCCUGGAGGAUGCAGUAGACCUUCAGCUUGGUCCGAAGAAUCAAAGUCUGGUACUGCAGCAGGCCCAGUUUGCCAGAGAAGCCGUCAAGGAUCUUCAAGACCACCUCAGCAAAAAUGUUGUACAUCUGGAAAGGAUCUGCUCAUUGUGGGAACACUUCAAUGUUGACCUAAAGAUGUUCUCCUCACGGAUCAAUGAAAAUCAGAGGGCGCUGGAGGCCAUCAAGAUCACCUCACCCUCAGAUCAUUUGGAACAACACAUCUGCACAGUAGAAACAGUGGCAGAAGAUCUAGAGGAGAGGAAGGCUGUCCUGGUCCACAUGGAGGAGGACUGCAAAGCCCUGUCCAGGUUUGUGACCCCUGGAGAGGGCGAGAGUAUCCGUGCAGGCCUCACCCAGAUGAGGCACUCCUUGGAGGAGCUGAUGGGAAACACAGAGCAUUUGGCAGGCCAGCUUAAUCAGAGCUCCUCCCACAGGCAGAGAUGCAACGAUAACCUCGAGCAGGUCAAGAAAACAAUGAGGUAUCUUAAAGAGAAACUUGACUGUCCAGCUUCAUUUUGCUCUUCAUCGUCUGAGGCGCAUAAGAUCUUGCAGAGUCAUAUGGAGGUGCCCCAGGCUGUGGAGCAGCUAAAGCCCAGACUGAUGGUUUUGCGCUCGGCUGUGAGGCGGCUUGGUGAGGGUACCACACUGGAGCAAGAGGUCGUUGACCUUCAGACGCUGCAAGGAGAGUUAAUAGAAAAGGCCACAGAGAAACAAUCUACAUUAGAGAGCCUUAUUGCACUGUGGCAAAGAUUUGAAAAGGAGAAUUCCUUCAUGAAAAGCUGGCUAGACCACAGCGAGCCUCUUUGCUCUCCCGCCAAUGAAUUGCCUUCUGCAGACAAGCUGAAGAUAAGUAUGGAGCUCCAGCAUGUGCAGAAAAUGCAGAAUGAGACCCUCUCUAAUGACGCUCUCCUUCAGGGUAUGGUCAACCUUGCAUUUUGUCUCUAUCCUUCUGCCCCUGAAGCUGGAGUGCAAGAGCUCGGUGAUCUCACACAGCUGCAGCAGCGAUACACUUCACUAAAGGACAACAUAACACACAGGUGCAAGCUGCUGAAGUCUCAGUUGUCCCAGCUUGAACUUUUUGAUGAGGCACUUCUGACAUUGAGCCAAAAAAGUGCAAACUUUCUGUCGGACUUGAGAAUCUCUUUUCAAGUGGAUGUUACCGAUCUCAAUUGGGCGUUCACAAAACUCACGGAGCAUGAGUCUGAGUUCGAGGCUCUUGCGUCACUUAGAGAGGCACUCCAGGAAAGAGAAUCCUCCCUGCUUCAGUGCUCCACUCCAGAGGCCCAGCAGCAGCUCCAGGCUCGGCAAGAGGAUUGCCUCCAACUUCUCAGUGAAUCUGAAUGUCUUCUUCUCCUCCGCAAAAAGGGCCUGAAUGAAUUACAGUGCUUCCUACAGAAGCACAAAGCGGCAGGUCAGGCUGUUGGCCGGCUUCAUGAGGGCCUGCAGAGAAGGGGAAGCUGGCAUUCACCCAAAACUAAAGAGCUCAAUCACCUUAUAGUGGAAGUUGCAAAAGAUUUGGCCCAGUUUGAGGGUGAGGCAGUGGGGUUAGAUGGGCUGCUGAACAAGGCCCACCUUUACUUGUGUGCCUCAGAGGGGCAUGACUCCAAGGGAAGAACCUCUUGCAGGGAGCUGGCAAUGGCUCUCAUCACAUCCCUAGAGGAAGUGCAGAGGGGUUUAGGAUGGAGGCAGGGCGAAGCAGAUGCUGUCAGAGAAAUGUGGAGCUCCUUCAGGGAGAAGAAGGUGGAGGUGAUGAAGAAUUUGGAGAAACUAGCAGAUGAAACUGGGCAAGAGGUGAUCAGUGAGAUCUCACUGCAAGCCUUUCAAAACAGGCUGCGCUCCUUGGCCCAGCUGGAGAAUGAGCUCAAGUCCUUACAACAGUCCCAACAGUGGUUAGAAGAGAAGGGAAGCCAGUUGGCCCAGAGAGACACUGAUCUGGCAGGGGAGGCUCUGGGUGAGGUUAAACUCGUGAAGGCGGCCUGGGACAGCGUCAGGAUUGUCAUUACCAGCCGUCAAAAACAAAGUACAGCAAUACUAGAUCUUCUUCGCCAUCAUCAUAAGCUGAGGUCCAUGCUCUGCACCACUGUAGAGAAGACCCAGGCACUAUCUCACAACCUGCCAAACCACAACCACAGCGCUCAGGAGGCCAGGACGUCCUUCACACGGCAUGAGAAGCUGCAAGAUGAGCUGAGAGAAAAACAGACGGACAUGGAUCAGCUCAUCAGCACAGUGGAGGAUCUGCAGAGAGAAGUGGACCGCAUUCCCAACUGUGGCAUGCGCAUCAUUCAGAGGGAGAUGGAGACAUUAAGGGCACAGUGGUUGGAGGCAACGGAGAGAAUUCAAACUAAUAUGGAAAGAUUGGGCUACUGUAUGACAAUUUGGGAUGACCUAAAGGUCAUGGAGCAGGACAUCUCCCAAUGGACUGUCACCUCCAUCGCUGAACUCAGUGUCACCAAUCUGAACGACAAGGAGGCAGAAAACCGCCUCAUCACCUUUCAGGCAGAUAUGGAAAAAAGGGAGCACUCGCUGGAUGCUCUGCAGGAGAAAGUAGAAGACCUUAAGGAACGAGCUAAAUUAGAGGAAACUCCAAUACAAAUGCAGCUCCUGGAGUCCGACCUGAGGAAAAAGUUGGUCCAUGUGCAGGAGAUGUACAACCAAGCCAAACACAGCCUGACCUACUUCACUUUCCAGAAACAACGACUUGAGGACCUCAUGUCCCUGAUGCUUGAGCGCCUUGACAAAAUCGAGUGCUCCUUGGCGGGCCUCUCUGAAACCACCUCCUCAGAAGACAUUGAUGACAUUAAAGGUCUGCAAGGAGCUGUGCAGCAACAGAGGGCAGACAUGGACUCCGCCAGAGAGGCUCUGAGCACCCUGUGCAGGUCUCAUCCCUCUCAGGAGCUCUCUUGCCUCUCUGCCAACCUCACUGCCAUAUUCAAGCGAACCGAGGUGGUUGCCCAGCGUUGUGCCAAGGCCAGAGGCAGCCUGCAGGAUGUUCUGCAGCUCCACGUCAACCAGCUUUUCCAAGAAUUCCACUCCUGGCUCUCUGGAUCGAAGUUGGAGUUGAAAGAAUGUUCAAAUCAGUCUGGAGACAUUGCCAACCUCGCAGCAAAGUUGCAAAGACUGAAGUUGCUAACAGAGCGGGUAUCAGAGGGUGAGGAGCGUCUCUCUCAGGUUUGUGAGAAGGUUGAGAAGCUCCUCCUCCACCUGCCAGAAGCUGCAGAAAUACAGCUCCGAGAGCAUCUUUCCUCCUGCCGCAGAGAGUGGAGAAACUUCCUGGAUGACUACUCUCAGAGCCAACAAGACCUGGAAAAGAGUAUAUUUAUCUUAAAAAGUUUUGAUGACACUGUCGAAAGUGUCAAAGAAUGGCUUAAGCAGAUGGAGCUCAACCUCAACAGGGAGUCUUUUAUUGGGGAAGAUGGCCAAGGUGCUCCUGAUAGCAGAAAAGAACUGGAUGAAAUGGAAAACUUCCAUAAGGAGCUUUUGUCAAGACGGGACUCAAUCGACCGUGUCAUCCGAGAGGCUCAGUCCUUGUCUGAAGCAGGACCCGGUUCCGGUGAAGAGGUCCGAAUGGCAAUGCGGCUUCAGAUGGAGCACCAGGCUCUGCUCAAAGCCGCCAGUGAGAGGCUGCGAGCGUGUCAAGAGAACCAGGCCUUUGGGGAGACCCUCCAAGCAGUCUGGGCCUGGUUAGAGGACAUCCAGGAGAAGCUGGGUACAGUUGAUAGCACCAUGGGAACCAAAGAGCAGUUGCAGCAGAGGCUAGAGACUGUACAGGAUAUCCUGCUUUUGAAGGGGGAGGGGGAGGUCAAACUGAAUAUGGCGAUAGGUAAGGGCGAGAUGGCCCUACGCAGCUCUGGGGCCGCUAGACAGGAAGUAAUGCGCUCUCAGCUCCAGGAGGUGGAGGAUGCUUGGGCCACGCUGCUUGUGACUGCCAUGAGCUGCCACAGUCGUCUGGAGUGGACUGUCUCACAGUGGAGUCGGUACUUGGAAAAUGCGUCCCAGCUACGUGGCUGGAUGGAGGCUGUUGAGCGGGAGGUAUGUGCUUCCCUCACCCCUCAGCCGGGACCCAGAGAGAAGGCCUUGCAGCUGGAGAAGCUCCGAUCCUUGCUGGCCGACCUGGAGGAGCACCAGAUGGCUUUGUCCAGUCUGGAGGAAAAAGCCAGAGAACUCUUUAAGAAGACAGGGGACGCCAGUUUUAACCAUGGCGCUCGAACACAGCUGCAGGUGCACUUUGACGAGCUGACAGCUUUGGUGGAGGAGCGAGUUCGUCGAGCACAGAGCGUGGUGCUGGAACACCAGGAAUACUUGGAGGCUGUCCGGGAGCUUACUGAUUGGCUGAUGACGGCAGGAGAGGAGCUUCAGCAUUGGUCAGAUACAUCUGGAGACUCCACCUCCAUCAGGAAGAAACUACUUGAAGUAAGGGAGCGUGUGGAGUGUGAACUUCUGGAGGGUCGGGAGCGUCUUAGCCGCGUGCGUAGGACAGCGGUGUCUGCGGCUGAGCACACGGCCGCAGGAGGUUGCGAGGCCAUGGACCGACAGCUGGGGGCGCUGGCACAAGCGCUAGAGCAAUGGGAAGGCGCUGCUCUGAGGUCCCGGGACGGCCUAGAGGGAGCUCUCGCCUCUGCCUCUGCCUCUGAAGAGGAAUACGAGUGUCUGACCUCUCAGCUGGAUGAGGAUUUGAAAGCACUUGAUGGACGACUGAAGGGAUGGAGCCAGGAGCUGAUAAGAGCUGAGGGUUGGUGCAAUGGCGAGGAAGCAGUGGCAGGAUGGCAACUGGCUAAGGACAUACUGGAAGGCUUGCAGAGCGCGGAGCCCAUGGCAGAGAAGUUGAAAGGUCAACUGAACGAGCUGGUACGAUACUCCAGAGACUUGGGUUCCCAGUCCGACCGAGUCACCGUUCUUGUCAAGCAGCACAACAGCCUCAGCCUCCAUGCAUCCAGGGAGUGCCAGAAUAAGGAGCGCCUACUGGAGCAGCGGUUCCGUGCUGCCCUCAGAGACUUCCAGCAGUGGUUGGUUAACGCCAAAAUCUGUACCGCCAAAUGUUUCGAUGUGCCGCAGAGCGUGGCAGAGGCCUCCACUGCUCAGCAACGAAUACAGGAGUUCUUGAGUGACAGGGAGCACGGCCAGGCCAGGUUGAGUACAGUAGGAGCCAGCGGGGAGCUUCUGAUGGCGGUGGUGUCCAAAGACAGGGUGGAGGGGAUCAAGGCCAAAGUGGCAAACGCGAGAGAAGACUGGAGGAGGCUGAUGAAUGACCUGCAGUUGAGGGAGGAUGCGCUCAAGAAUGUAUAUUGUCAGAUGACAGAGUUUGAAGCAAGCGCUCAACCUCUGCUGGAGUGGCUUAACAGCACCGAGUUCAAAGUUCAGGAGAGCAGUGCUCGGCUACACGACCUCCAAACCAAGAAACAAGAGCUAAGCAAACUACAGGCUAUUCUUGAGGAGAUGUCCAGUCGUGAAGCAGAACUCGGACAUCUUAGAGAGAGUGCGCAUCGUCUUUGGGAGGGGCAGGCAGCAGGCAAGGGCUUUGUCCACCGAGUGUCCCAGCUGUCGGCGCAGUGCUUGGCUCUCAGCAACUUGACCAAGGACAAGUCCUCCAGGGUUGAACGCAUUGUCGGGGAGCACCGUCUCUUCUCUCAGGGUCUGAAAGAGCUCCAGGAAUGGGUGUGCAAAGCUCAGAGGCUCCUGGCCACCUGCGUCUCCGCCACCUCCAAUAAAGUUGUGCUGGAGGACCGCAUGUUGCAGUUGGAAGCUUUGCUCGCCGCACGUCAGGAGCGGGAGAUCCAAAUGAAGAUGCUGCUUACCAGGGGAGAAGCAGUCCAAAGAAACACAUCGGCUGAGGGUGUCCCAGUCAUCCGCAAGCAGAUCCAGGACCUGAAGGACUCGUGGGACUCCCUGCUGUCUGCGUCCAUCAAGUGCAAAAGUCAACUGGAGGGCGCCUUGUCGCAGUGGACCAGCUAUCAGGAGGACGUUGGUCACUUUGUGCUUUGGAUUGAGCGCGUUGAGGAAACACUGAGCUGCUCGGACAGACAGUACUCUGAGAUGAGAGACAAGACUGCAAACCUGGGAAAGACUAAGCUUCUGUAUGAGGAAGUGCUGAGUCACAGCUGUCCUCUGGAGACCAUUGCAACUAAGGGGGCCAACAUGGCAGAACACGGCACUACGCAGCAGGAAGUGAAGCAGCUACAGAACAGAUACAACGCCCUGAAAGAAAAGGCCAAGAAUGCAGUCAGCAAGGCCAAGGGGCUGGUGCUGAUCCAUCAAGAAUAUCAGCGAGUGCUCCAUGUGUUUGAAGAUUGGUUGGAGCAAGAACAGGCCACUCUUGCAUCAUUAUCCCUUUCAGAGGCAAAUGUGGACACACUUGAGGAAACACUGAAGCAGCUCAAGCUUCUACAGGAGCGAUGCUCAGAUGGUCAGUCGCUGCUGUCGUCAGUGCUGACUAGCAGAGGGAGGGUCAUUCAAUGGGGUGUACCCCAGAUUGAGGACAGAACCCUUGACACUGCACAACAGGAGUGGGUGGCCUACCAGGACCGUUUGGAGGAGACCCAGACCCAGCUGAAGUCCACUCUGGCCAGAUUGAAAGAGAUGGACCAGAAGUUCCUUACCUUAGGCCAGUGGCUUGAGGAGAUGGAGAAAGAGGCCAUAUUGAGACUUCGGAGGUCAGACAGGGGCACCAAAGAGACUCAGCUGAAGAAACUCAAGUCGUGUCUCCAAGCAUUGCUGACACGGCAAGGAGAAGUGGAUGGCCUCUCCUCGCUAUCACAGCAGAUUCUCGAAGAAGCUUACAUCAGUGGUCGUGUUAGCGUCACGGCAACGCAGCUCACUGCCCGCUACCACUCCCUGCUGCUCAGCAUACAGGACACGAUCAAGCAAUUACAGGAGGAGCUGAAGAGUAUUGAAGAGGCCGAAAACCUUUGUGUGUCCUUUACGGAUUGGAUAACCUUGACGCAGAAAAACUUUACAGAAGUAACCAACACAUCGGAAGCCCUGGACCGCAACGCAAUGGACAAAAAGCUGAAGAAACUUGAGACUCUGCAGGCUGAUCUCCAUCACGGUCACAUCUUCCUGAAGGCCCUGAGAGAGAGGGCCGAGCGUGUGGCAGACUUCCUAAACGAGGACAGAGCGAAGAGCUUAGGAGGUGAGGUGGAAGCCCGUCUUUCCCAGCUGGAGGAGCUUGCAGGCUGGCUGAGGCAAGAGCACGGCUUCCUGGAGCGCGCAUUUCUGCUGGCUAAGGAGUUCCAGGACCGCCACAAGGCUCAGGCCCAGUGGCUAGGGGAGACCAAAUCUUUGCUCAGCUCUCCACUGGAGCCCAAAGCCGAAUUAUACCAACGAAGGGCACAGCUCGCCAAACACAAGACUCUGUUACAGAUGGUCCAGUCCCAUGAUGCUUCCAUCAGGUCAGUGUUGGAGAAGGGAGACGCUCUGUUGGCAUCAGUCCAUUACCCCUCAGUCAGAGACAAAAUGAAUAGACUGCAAAAAGACUACAGUGACCUGUGUAAUAUGGCCAUGGCCCGCGUGGAGCAUCUCGAGGGCCAGGUCAAGGAGCAGGAAGUAUACCACCACAAGCUACAGGAGGCGGAGCGAUGGCUGCUACAGAUGUCCAGCAGGAUGGUGACCCCUGACCCCAGCAUGAGCCGAAGUCUGGAGGAGGCCACAAAGCAGCUGGCGAGGCACAAGGCCAUCAUGGAGGAGAUAGCAGGCUUUGAGGAUCGCUUGGCAGGCUUGAAUCAGCGAGGGGACCACCUGGUGCAAGGCUGUGACGAGCGCGUGCAGAGUAGGCUGAGACAGCAGGUCCAGGCUCACCAGCAAGGCACCAGAGACAGUUACUCUGCCAUCUGUAGCACAGCACAGAGAGUAUAUCAGAGCCUAGACCAUGAGCUCCAAAGACACUUGAGUCUCCAAGACACUCUGCAACAGUGCAAGACUUGGCUGAGGUCUGUCUCCCAGCAACCAGAGCCUCCUGCACAGACCCCUCUCAACGUAGAGAAGGCGCUACAGCAGGUGAAGCAAGAGCGGGCCCUCCAGGAACAGGCCAGCACUUACUUGCAGCUGGUGUGCUCUUCCUGUGACCUCUCACUCCUCAGAGUGCAGGAGGUGGCUGCCGCGAUCCAGCAGGUCAAACUCCAGAAUGAGGAGCGCAUGAUGCUUUGCGAGGAGGUUGCAGAUGCCUGGAGAGAUGUCGAGGAGCAGAAGACACAUUUGGAGGUACGGCUGAGAGAGACGGAGCAGCAACUGGAAAACCUCAUUAGAUGUCCAGCAGAGCUUGAGCCCAGAAUUGCACAAAACCAGCUGGACAAAGCACAGGAGUUCCUCCAGCACGUGAGGGAAAGGCAGUCUGAGUUAAGCCGUCUGAAUGAGGCCAUCAUUAAAAUGACAGACGGACAGGACUGUCCCAUCCUGGAAGACAUGAAGAAACUAAGGAGGAGCUGGAUAGAAAUAGGCCAGCGUGCAGAGAAGCUCGAGGCGGAGCGAGGGGACGACAUGCAGCGAAGUGGCGAGUAUCAGGAGAGCGUGGUUGCUGUCGAAGAGGUUUUCCAUCAAGUAUCCAGGGAAUGGGACUACCUGGCCAGGGCCGACACUGAGAGUACAAGGGAACAUCUAGAAGCUCUUAAAAAGUUAUCCAGUGACCUUGUGAAGCGUAAAGCAACCCUAGAAGAUCUGCGAGACCAGAAACAAACUAUUCUGCCACAAAUAAGCCUGUUGGACAAGGAACUAGUCAAACAACAGAUGGGUCACCUGGAGAAACGCUGGGCUCAGCUUGAGACUCUUAUCCACCAGAAGAUCCAGGACUCCACACAGACGCUAGAGGAACUGGCACGGGUGGAAACCCAGCUGAGGGACGCCCGGCAGUGGGUGGAAGAGAAGCGACCCGCACUCACCUCCACGCUGAAAACCAGCCCACCGCCUGACCUGGCCCAGAGUUUUCUGUUCGACCACCUGAGCGUGUGCGUGGAGCUGGAGGCCCGUCAGCAGCUGCUGGGCCGAGCGGUGAGCGAAGCGCAAUGUGUCGCCUCCAGACUGGGGCUGAGAGAAAGGAGAAGCCUGCAGGAGCUUGUUGAACACGCCCAGACUGAAGUGGAGGCUCUGGAGGCACGAGUAGCCCAGAGGAGAAAGUACCUCAGCAAGGCCUUCACAGAGAGGACUCAGUUCCUUCAGGGUCUGGGGAGAGCACUGUUAUGGGUACAACAACAAGAGAGGAAGGCUCUGAUAGAUGACCACAUUGCGCUUCUUCCAGAGGAUCUCGCUAAACAGGCGUCCGCGUGUCGCAGCAUCCAAAGCAGCCUUCGAGCCUACCGGAGGGAGUUGGUAUCUCUCUGGUUUCAAGGUCGGGAGCUCGAGAAGGAUGCCACAGACAAAGAAAGAGAAGAAACCUUGGCAAAACUUAAGGAGCUGCAGGCGGUUUUCGAAGCGGCUUUCCAGACAACCAGCCAGCGUGUCACAAUCUUGGACAAAGCUUUGACAUCCAGGAAGUACUUCCAGGUGGACCUUAACAAGACCUGUCACUGGCUGAGACACGCGGAGGCCAUCACCUUCCGGGAAAUCAAUCUCAACCACAUUGAGGAUAGCUCGGUACUGCAAGAACAUCUAUGCACCUUUCAAAAAGUCCUGGAACAAGCUUCGGAGAACGAGAACCUCCUAUUGAUCGUACAAAGGAUAGGCCAGGAGAUCCUUCCCACUCUGAACGAGAUCGACCACUGCUACCUAGACGAGCGACUCAAUGCUCUCCCCCAACAGUACAACAGCAUCCUGGCACUGGCCAAAGAAAAAAAAGACAGGAUUCAACAAAUAAUCAUAGAGAGGAAAGAUUUUAGCACUUUUUUUGAUACGACUCGAAGCGCAUUGGAGGACCUUCAGGAGCAGUUUGACAAUCUGGAGAAGAAGACUAUCAAUACUUGUGAUGAGGAGCUGCGUUGUUUAAGGAGUGACUAUCAGAGGAUGGAUGAAGCUUUAUCCAACAUCAGCCCUGCGGUAAGAGACCUUCAUGGAAAAAAUGAGGGGUUUCUCAGUACGGGCUACACGUACAAAGCUGAGGAAACACGUCAGCUAGUGCGCCUUCACAACACUCUUAAAAGAAGAAAUUAUCAAAAACAAAAAUAUUUGGAUCAUGCCUUGAAGAUAAUCAAUGAGCACAACAGAAUACUUAAAACCUUUGACCAGGAACUGAAGUUUGCCAAAGACAAUCUGGUUAGACUCAAGUCAGACAAAGAACUUGAUGCCACGCAUAAAAUUGCAGCUCUUUUUGCAUUACUUGAACGUCUGGAUAGUGUAUCUUUAGAGGCCAAAGAAUGUAACCAGCAGAUCGCAAGCCUCUGCUUGAGGUCCGACCCCGUUGCCUUUCAGGAGAUGAAAUCCCUGCUUGACUCACUGCAGUCCUUACGUUUAGACAUUAAAUGCUGCAUUGGAGAAAGUGAAAAGGAUGUCCCACAAGACUUCACGACGGGGAUGGAGAAAAUGGCCGAAUGGCUGAAGGACUUUAAAUCCGCAGUGAGGGAGCCUGUAAGCUUAACAGAAGCCAAAGUUGAGAGUGUGCAGGAGAAAAUGUGCAAACUGGGAAUCAUGAAAGAAGAAGUGAAGAGCAGAUUGAGGAUGGUGGAUAAAUUGUUUAGCCAGGAAGUGCAAAGAUAUUGCAGUAGAAAGGAAAGUAUUCCAGCCUAUGUGGAUGUGAAAGCAGAGGAGCUAAGGAGGCUGGGAGCUGAAGUUCUAAAGGAUAUUAACCAAAAGCAGCUGACUCUGGGUCCAGCUCUUGCCAUGAUCCAGCGGCACCACUCUACCUUGCAGUCCAUGCAAACACACCUGGAUUGUGCCGCUGAUUGCCUUCAAAGUGCCAGCGCUGGGGUGGAUCUGGAGCACCACACAGAUUGGAUUCUCAACCUGCAAGAAAUUUCAGUGCAGGAAAAUAAUUAUACAGCUGUUUCAGAAGAGAUAAGAGACACCCUGGAGCCCCUGUUGACAGAAGUUGCGAUGAACCAGCUAAGAGGAGAAGCUGAAGCCAUGCGGAUGAGGAGCACAGAAAUCAAACACCAUACGGAGGCCUGCAAAGACGUCCAUGAGAGGUGUGUGUCUCUAUGGGCCUCCAUCCAACGUGACAGAGACCGGCUGGUUGAACAAAUGAACGAUGUAGAGAGCAAGAUGGCAGCAUUCUCCACCGCUAAAGCAGAGAGUCUCCAGCAGGCAGAAGACAAGUGUGAGAAAUACAAGUCUCUAGCGACUUAUGCUGACCUUCAGGAGUUUGCUAUCACUGCUAUGAAGGAAGACAAGGUAGUCGAGUUAGAGCGGCUUGUCAUCAAAUCUGGUGCAGCCGCCGUCGUCCACCAUGCUCUCUCAUCACUAUGGCAAAGGUGGACCAGGCUUCGCAGUGUGGUGAGAGUCCAGGAGAGGGCACUGGAGGACACUGCCAGGGAGUGGAGGAACUUGACAGAAAAGAUGGAAAAAGUGCGCUCGGUGUCUGCGGACCUCCACAGCCGCAUUCCAGACAGCACGGUCGAGAAGACCGCCACCAGGGCGGCACUCCAGAGUCUACUGGAUUACCAUGACUCCUUUAGUGUGGAGGUGGAGAGAGAGCAGUCCAUCCUGGCUCUGCUGGGGCAACACAUCCGGAGCCUCAGAGGAGAUGAGGAGGAAACAGAGAAUGGCCAUCAGGAAACACAGUGCCUUCAAGACAUCAAAAACAUGCAGGGCCAGUAUGACAGUUUAGUGUUAUUGGUCCAUUCUAGCAGAGCUCAAGUGCACCAGGAGUUGAGGGAGCGAGAGGAUGUUGAGAAGGAGCUGGGCUUGGUCAAAGGUUGGAUUCAAGACACUCGGGGCUUGCUCUUGAGUCCCACAGCAGACCUGGAGGCUUUGUUGCAAGAGCUGGAGACUGCACACGGAGAGGUCAUCAGCCGCCGCCAGAGCGUGGAGCGCAUGACAGAGCUGCAGCAAUCCAAGUACCAGGACCGCCAGGCGGGGAUGCCGUCGGAGCUCAGCAUGCAGCUGGCUGAGGUGGCUCUGGCUCUGGGCUCUGCUGAGGACCAGGUCCAGGCUAGAGAAUGUGAGGUGCAGCAGACCCGAGACGUGAAAGAGGACUUCAGCUCCAGACUGCAGGAAAUGGAGGCCAAGCUGAGAAACAUCUCGUCGAGAUUUGAAAACAAGGGAGCUAACCUGGAGGAGGCCAAAGAGGAGACCAGGACUCUUCGGGAAGAGUGUGAUUGCUGCGCUCACACUCUUGCUGAGUUAGCGGCAGCCGUACAGGAGUUCAGUGAGCACAACCCUCUGCUGUGCAAGCAGCUGGGCGAUGCCGUGGCCAAAAUGGCCCAAGUGCAGCGCCAUGCCACACUGCGGGUCCAGGACAGAAGCAACAAACUGAAGAAGGCAGAGAAGCAGAUGCAGGAAUAUCACAAUAUGAAGGAAUGUAUUUUGAGUUGGAUUGAAAAAGCGGAGACUCUGAUGACGGGCAACAUCAUCUGGAGCCAAAUAUCUCAGCUACAAGAGCAAAUCAGAGCAUAUCAGGCGUUGCUGCGGGAGUGUCGGGGUCUCCAUGGUGACUUGGAAGCCAUGGCAGAGAGGGAGACGCAGUUAGGGGAGGUGUUGAUGACUAAAGGGUGGAGCCAGCAGGUAAAACACCUCGGCAGGCGCACUGAGGAGCUUCACCUCUCAGCCAAGACUCGGCUGCAGAGUUUACAGGAUGCGGCCAAGGACAUGUUGCGUCUAGAAGCCGAGGUGAAGAGCCUCCACGCUGCGGUGGACCAGAUCCAAGUUAUGCUGGCCUCCCCGGAUCUCAACAAGCUCAGUCUGAGAGAGCAGCUCACACAGCGACAACGUUUGUUGGCUGAGAUGGAUGGCUUCAAGCGGCAGGCUGCGGCUGUACAGCAGUGUCAGAGUGCCCUCCGGCUUCCGGAAGAAGUAGUGGCAGGACUUCCUGUGUGCCGCACAGCACAAAGCCUGCAGCAAGAAACCAGCCAGCUGCAGCAUACAACCAUUCAGCAGUGCAAUAUCUUGCAGGAGGCUGUGGUGCAGUAUGAGCAAUAUCAAGUGGAGGUGAAGAACCUGCAGCGGUUGAUAGAAGAAGCCCACCACAUCAUUCAGGACAGACCCGUGUGCACCAGCAACAUUCAGGAGCUUCAGGCUCAGAUACAGCACCAUGAGGAGCUAGCCCAGAAGAUCCGUGGCUACCAGGAGCAGAUCGCAUCGCUCCACUCCAAGUGCAAGAUGCUGACGGUGAAGGCCAAACACGCCACCAUGCUGCUGACCGUCAGCGAGGUGGACAGUCUCUUGGACGGCGUGGACGAGCUGAGCGACGAGGAGCUGCCUAGUGUUGGAGCCAGCGACAAACAGCUUCCUGCACACCCCUCUGUCGUCAUGAUGACAGCAGGCCGCUGCCACACGCUCCUCUCCCCUGUGACUGAGGAGUCAGGGGAGGAGGGCACCAACAGCGAGGUCUCCUCUCCCCCUGCCUGCCGCUCACCCUCCCCUGUGACUAACGCUGAUGCUUCUCUCAAACAGGGUGGAGGCGGUCUAAAUCGAGCCCCCCUGCAGGAACUCUAUGACCCGUGUAUGGAGAGCAGCACUGCUAACCUGGAUGAUCUGCAGAGAUCUUGGGAAACACUCAAGACAGUGAUAAGUGAGAAACAGAAGAGUCUGUAUGAAGCCCUGGAGCGGCAGCAGCAUUAUCAGGAGUCCCUCCAGUCUAUUUCCACGAAAAUGGAGUCUGCCGAAACAGCACUCAGCGAAAGCCUGGAUUCCAACAAGAGCCCAGAGAGCCAGAUGGCGACACAUCAGGCUCUGAUGGACGAGAUACUGAUGCUGCAAGAUGAGAUCGGUGAACUGCAGACAUGUUUCUCGGAGGAGCUGGCCGACAACGACAGUGACGGCGAGGCUUCUGACCGGCUGGCUCUGCAGUCUACCCUAACCGUGCUCGAGGAGAGAAUGGCCACCAUUAGAAUGAAGGCUUCUGGAAAGCGCCAGCUGUUGGAGGAGAAGCUCAGCGAGCAGCUAGAGGAGCAGCGACAGGAGCAGGCCCUGCAGCGUUACCACAGCGAGGCCGAGGAGCUCGACCACUGGCUGCUCAGCACUCGUGCUACCCUCAGCUCAGUGCUUAAGCUCCAAAGUGAUGAUUUGGACAUGGAGGAGCAGCUCAUUGACUGCCAGAACAUGCUGUUCGAGAUCGAGCAGAAGGUGUCGUAUCUCUCCGAGCUGUCGGUGCACAGCGAGAGCUUACUUUUAGAGGGAAGGGCCGAGACCAAGGGUGAGGCGGAGCAGCUCACUUUUAAACUGCGCUCUCUGAAAGAAAGCUUGGUAGAGCUGCAGCAAAUGUUGCAGGACAAACAGGUGGACAUACAGGGUUCUUUGCAGGAGCAGGAUGACAGUGAGCCAGACUCGACGCUUUCGCAGAGCCCCAACAUGCAGGAUUGGCUCUCCCAGGCUCGUUUGUCACGCACACAGCAGCAUCAUAACAACCUGCUACGCCAGAGAGAGCUGCAGGAGCAUGUUGCUGAGCAGAGGAGGUUGCUUCAGUCUGUAGCCAGUGUUGGGGAAGAUUUACACAAUCAACAGAUCACACCAAAUGGGGAUAGUGAGGUGUCUCUCCCUAUAGGAGUGUUGCUGGAGACGCAGAGCCUGUCUCCCGUGGACCACUUGAGACAACGCUGGGAGAACCUGAACAAAGAUCAGAGUACCAAGCUGCAGCUCUCUCUCAACACACUGGAACAGGAUCAGUCUAGCCCGAUCGUCCACCGGUCCCGUCUGACUAGUCCAAGCAUGGUGUUCAGGGGGGGGUCCAACAGCCAGGACUCAAGCUCGCCGAUGGCUUUAUUUGAGGCGUGCAGCCAGACGUUGGAAAGAAUUACUGAGGAGGCAGAGACCAGUGACAGAAAACUGGCGCUCUCCUCAGUGGCAGCGACACUGCAACAGAUGCUGUAUACUGCCGUGUCAGCAGCCUCCACCUGGUUGGAUGCUGCUGAAAACGAGAUGCUCUCCGGACCUGUGCUACUGUCUGAAGACACAGAGUCAAAGCUCACAAGUCUCGAAUACACAACUAAAGAUCUGAAGGACAUGAGCAGAGAGAUGAACCAGUGCAGAGACCUGUUGGGUGGAGGAGCAGGCCGCCUGUGUGGAGGUGAGGAGCGAGCUUUGAUGGAGGACACCCUGGAGGGUCUGCAGGAGAGGAUGGGGCUACUGGAUUCUACCCUUGAACAGCACUGUGACACCAUGAGGGACAGACUCCAGGAGCACUUAAACAUCCAGAACGAACUUCGGAUGCUAUUCACAGCUUUGAAUGAGAGUAAGGAUAUGCUGCUACAAAAGAUGGCUGCGACAGUGGAGCGGCCUGCAGCCAAGCAGAUUGAGACAUUAUCAGAGGUAGAGGACAGUCUGAAGGAGUUUGAGCAGAGAGUGACUGAGCUGAAAACCAAAGCUCAAGGACCCCAAUCUGACCGACUCUCCCACCAGGAACUUCUCAAAUUGCAGGAUGCAUAUGAAGAGCUGCUGCUGAUGGUGGGCUCCAGGCGCAGCGGCCUGAAUCGAGCCUUGUCGCUGAAGGCUCGGUACGAAGCUGCGCUCCGCGAUCUCACAGAUCUGGUAGACACAGCUCAGGACAAGAUGGCUGCAGACCAGAAGAUGACGGUAGCCUCUGUCGUCGAGGUCCAAAUGUUAUUGGACAAACACAAAGAAUUCUUCCAGAGUCUUGAAUGCCAUAUGAUCCUGACCCAGACUUUUUACACUAAAGUGUCAGGUUUGGUGGCACAGCAGGAAAGCCAGGCUCUGGAAGAGACCAUGUCUUUAGCUCACAGUGUCCUGAAGCAGGCUCACAGGAGGGGAGUGGAACUGGAGGGCAUACUGGAGUCAUGGAGCAGACUUGUGGAAGACUACCAGGCUCUGUGCAGACAGUUGGAGGCUGUGGAGUGCAGCAUCCCCACUGUGGGCCUGGUGGAGGAAACGGAGGAGAGACUCUUUGAGAGGAUUAGUCUCCACCAGCGUCUGAAGGCCAGCCUGACUGAGCAUCAGCCCCAACUCUAUCGGGUUCUGGAGGAGGGCAAGAGGCUUCUUCUGUCUGUCAGCUGUCUGGACUUGGAGAACCAGUUAACACAGCUGGGAGAACACUGGCUCUCAUCCACCACCAAAGUCAACAAGGAGCUCCACCGCCUCGACUCCACUCUCAAACACUGGAGCAGGUACCAAAGGGAGUCUGCAGAGUUGAGCCACUGGUUGUGUUUGGCUAUGGACAGACUGGAGUUUUGGACAGCCCAGUCAGUCACUGUGCCUCAAGAACUGGAGACAGUUAGAGACCAUCUCUGUGCUUUCCUGGAGUUUUCUAAGGAGGUGGACGCUAAGUCAUCCCUUCGUUCAUCUGUCCUGAGCACAGGCAACCAGCUGUUAAGACUAAAAAGAGUAGACACAGCUGGUCUGAGAACAGCACUAGGUCACAUCGACACUCAGUGGGCCGAGCUGCUCACACGCAUUCCUGUUGUCCAAGAAAAGCUCCAUCAGCUGCAGAUGGAAAAGCUGGCAUCACGGCACGCCAUAGCGGAGGUGAUAAGUUGGAUCUCACUCAUGGAGAACAUUAUAGUUGAAGAUCAGGACAAAAUAGCUGCAGUCGUGGGUUCAGAGGUUGUCAAAAAUGUCUUGCAGAAGUACAAGGGUUUCCGCAUUGACUUGACCUGCAAGCAACUAACUGUGGACUUUGUGAACCAAUCAGUGCUGCAGAUCAGCAGUCAGGACGUGGAAGGAAAACGGAGUGACAAAACCGACUUUGCAGAGAGCCUUGGAGCCAUGAAUAGACGAUGGCAGAUACUACAAGGCCUCAUUACGGAAAAAAUUCAGCAUUUAGAAGGACUUUUAGAAAGUUGGUUAGAGCAUGAAAACAGAGUGCAGGCCUUAAAAACAUGGUUGACGCUCCAGGAGGAGAAAUUAAAGAAGAAACACAGGAUAGAGGAUGUUGCAUCAGUGCAGAAUGCACUUAAGGAUUGUCAGGAGUUAGAGGAAUUGGUUAAGGACAAAGAGAAGGAUCUAGAGAAGGCUGAGGAACAAGGGAACACUCUCAUCCAGGAUAAGAAAGGAGAGGCCUGCUCUGUUGUUAAGGAGACCCUCAAGGGACUGAGCCAGUCCUGGGCUCAUUUGGACCAUAUGAUAAGUCAGAUAAAGGGGAGUCUGCGGUCGGUGCUAGGACAAUGGACCUUGUACAGACGCGCUUCAGAGGAGAUCAUUGGCUACCUGAUGGAGGGGAGGUACUGUGUAUCCAGGCUACACUUUGUUAGUGGUUCCCUGGAAGCUGUGCAGCAGCAGAUGGAAAGUCUGGAGAACCUGCAAGAGGAAGUGGACAAGCAGGAAAGCAGUCUGUGCAAGUUUGGUUCUGUAACACAGCAGCUCCUCACCGAGUGCCACCCGUGUGUCGCUGAAACUCUCAACAGAGCCCUACGGGAUGUCAACAUGAGGUGGAACGACCUACUAGAGCAGAUUUCAGAGCAGCUGAGGAGCAGUAAGGCCUUGCUCGGGCUGUGGCAGCAUUAUAAAGAAGUGUACAGUACUUGCGUCCAUGCAGUGCAGAGGCAGGAGGAGCGGGCUGACCGCCUGCUCAAGAGCGCCAUUGACAGGGACAUCACAGAAGAGGAGAGUAUUUCUUGGAUGAAGGACUGCGAUGAGUGUAUUGGUGAGCAACAAUCCAUACAGUGUUCCCUGCAGCAGCUGCAAGCAUUAGGAGAGCAACUUAGGACCCGAGUGGACGCCCCCUCGUUUGCUGCUCUCCAGUCGGACCACAUGUCGCUGACGCAUCGCCUGUCAGCACUUAUGCAUGCCCUCCACAGGCAGCAGGAUGUGCUGCAGUCCGGAUGUCGGGCCUGUGAGGGCUUCAGGGAGCAAUUGGACAUGCUUGUCCAUACGGCUGCUGAGGCUGCAGAAGUGUUGAAGGAGUCUGACCAGCUUGGCUCGCCAGCGCUUAGUGAGAUUCAGACACGUAUGGAAAAACUGAAGGCUGUUCUGUCCAAGCUCAGCAGCCUCUCUCCAGACCUGGAGCGCGUCAACAUGCUCAUGUACAGACUGCCAGUCAGCGACAGAGAUCUAAAGCGCCUGCAGAGUCUGAAUAGAGCGUGGACGUCCCACUCGGCUCACCUUAGCGAGAAGUUCAGUAAACUGCAGGCAGUGCUACUCCUGCACCAGAGCUUCCUGCAGAAAUGCGAAGCAUGGAUGGAAUUCCUGUCUCAGACAGAGCAGAAACUGGCUGGAGAGGUUUCAGGCAACCACGAGAGUCUGCUGGAGCAGCAGCGAGAGCAUGAGUUGUUCCAAGCAGAGAUGUUCAGCCAACAGCAGAUUCUCUACUCUAUUAUCAGCGAUGGCCAUCGCAUGCUGGACCAAGGACAAGUGGAUGAUGGAGACGACUUCAGUGUCAAGCUGGCUUUGCUGGCUAAUCAGUGGCAGGGUGUAGUGAGGCGGGCCCAGCAGCGAAGAGGCAUUAUUGACAGUCUGCUCCAUCAGUGGCAGACCUACCACGAAAUGUCCGAAAAACUGCUCCGCUGGCUGCAGGAAGUGUCAAGCGACCUGGACGUGCAUCAGCCGGGAGGAGAACCAGUCACUCUGCAACAGGCUAGAAACCUACUGGAUCAGAUACAACUUAGACAGCGUGUCCUCCAGAGGCAGCAGGGAGGCUACAUCGUGACAGUGGAGGCCGGCAGGAGCCUGCUGCUGUCGGUCGACGCCCUGGCAGAGUCCAGGCUGCAGACGGAGCUGAUGGAAAUCCAGGAGAGGUGGAGACAUGCCCACCAACGCCUGGACCAGCAGAGGAAGGAGCUGCAUGGUCUGCUUAAGAAUUGGGAGCGAUGCGAGAAAGGCAUUGAUGCCUCGCUGGAGAAGCUGAGGGCCUUUAAGAGGAAGCUGUCUGUGGCGCUGCCUGACCAUCACGAGGAGCUGCACUCCGAGCAGAUGAGAUGCAAGGAGCUGGAGAGCAGUGUCAAGGGCUGGAGCGAUGAUCUCACUUCCUUGUUUCUCCUGAGGGACUCCUUGGUGGGCGUGGUCGGCAACGAUGAUGUCACAGUCCUUCAGGAGCGCAUCCAGCUUCUCCAGGGCCAAUGGGAAGAGGUGUGCCAUCAGCUUUCUCUGCGCAGGCAACAGGUAAGCGAGAAGUUGAACGAGUGGGCAGUGUUCAAUGAGAAGAACAAGGAGCUGUGCGAGUGGCUCACGCAGAUGGAGAGCAAAGUCUCUCAAAAUGGGGACAUCAGCAUCGAGGAGAUGAUCGAAAAGCUGCGCAAGGAUUAUCAGGAAGAGAUUGGUGUUGCCCACGAGAAUAAGCAGCAGCUGCAGCUCAUGGGAGAGCGCUUGGCCCGUGUCAGCCAGGAGAGCAAGGCAGCGGACAUUCAACACAAACUCAAUAAAGUCAGCGAGCGCUGGCAACACCUGCUGGACCUCAUUGCCGCCAGGGUGAAGAAGUUGCGGGAGACCCUUGUGGCGGUGCAGCAGUUGGACAAAAACAUGAGCAGCUUGCGGUCCUGGCUGUCUCACAUUGAGACCGAACUGUCCAGGCCCAUCGUCUACGACACAUGCGACGACCAGGAGAUCCAGAGAAAGCUCAACCAGCAGCAGGAGCUGCAGAGGGACAUCGAAAGACACAGUACAGGGGUGGCGUCUGUGCUCAACCUGUGCGAAGUUCUCCUGCAUGACUGCGACGCCUGCUCCACCGAGACCGAGUGCGACUCCAUUCAGCAGGCUACCAGAGGGCUGGACCGUCGCUGGAGGAACAUCUGCGCAAUGUCCAUGGAGAGGAGGCUUAAGGUUGAGGAGACCUGGAGGUUGUGGCAGAAGUUUUUAGAGGACUACUCACGUUUUGAGGAGUGGUUGAAGACUUCAGAGAGAACAGCUGCCAUGCCCAACUCCGCUGGCGUCCUCUACACUGUUGGAAAAGAAGAACUCAAAAAGUUUGAGGCCUUCCAGCGCCAAGUACAGGAGUGUUUGACCCAGCUGGAGCUUAUCAACAAGCAGUACAGACGCCUGGCUCGUGAGAACCGCACCGACUCGUCUUGCCACCUCAAAGAAAUGGUGCAUGAUGGGAACAGGAGAUGGGACAACCUGCAGAAAAGGGUGGCGGCCAUCCUCCGACGACUUAAGCACUUCAUCAGCCAGAGGGAGGAGUUUGAGACGGCUCGGGAUAGCAUCCUGGUGUGGCUGACUGAGAUGGACCUUCAGCUCACCAACAUUGAGCACUUCUCCGAGUGUGACGUUCACGCUAAGAUUAAACAACUCAAGGCGUUCCAGCAGGAGAUCCACCUAAACAUGGGCAAGAUUGAACUGGUGUUCAGGCAGGGCGACGCUCUGCUCGAGAAGAGUGAACCUCUGGAUGCAGCUGUGAUCGAAGAGGAGCUGGAAGAGCUGCAGAGAUACUACCAGGAGGUCUUUGGCCGGGUCAACAGAUACUACAAAAAGCUUACCCGGUUACCUCUUGUGGAUGACGAGUUUGACGGUUCAGACAGAGAGCUGGACAUGGAGGACAGCGGUGACCUCUACGAGCUGCAGUGGGUCAACUCAACACCUCCACGAACCUCCAGCCGACCACCCUCUGGCGCGACCACCCUCAUUCGGGCGGACCGGUCAGGCCGGGACACCCCAGCCAGUGUGGACUCAAUCCCGUUAGAGUGGGACCAUGACUACGACCUGAGCAGGGGUCUGGAGAGCCCAGGAGGGCGAAGCCACAGGCAGAGGAGCCGAGGGCAAGAGGAGGAGGAAGAGGUGGAGUAUCUGAGGACAGCUACUGCAGUGCUGUCAGGUGAGCCAGGCCAGCUGGAGGCCAGUCUCAGGCAACUGGACCAAGUUCUGGAUGCAGGACGCUGCCACCUGCAGGCGAGAGAGGACGCCGCCAACCGCUCCAGCCCUGAUGUUGAUGCCACCUACAUGGGCUAUAUGCGUCUGAUGGGCGAGUGUCACGGCAGCAUAGAAGCAGUGAAGCGAGCUGAGGAAGAACUCACAGAGGACGAAGAUGAAAUGCCAGGACUCACCAAUCCGACCAACGCAGACAGUCAGAGUGCAGGUGUGAUCAAGCGCUGGGAGCUGAUCCAGGCUCAGUCUCUCAGUGAAAAACACAAGCAGAACCUGCAGCAUUGGCAGCAACUGAUAUCAGACCUGCAGACCAUGCGUGCCUGGCUGGGUCAGUCUGAGGCAGAGCUGGGCCAGUUGCGAGGCCUGGAGCGCAGCACGGACAUCCACAGCAUGCAGCAGAGGAUCAAGAAACUAAGGGAGUUGCAGAAAGGGAUGGACGCCCACAAGUCGGAGUUGCUUUCCAUCAACCUGACUGGCGCCAGUUUCCUCCAAUCAAAGCCCGACUCUGAGGAGGCGUGGGGGCUAAAGGACGGUCUAGAGGAGAUGAACGCAUCCUGGGAUCGCCUGGGCACCUUGCUGGAGAAGUGGAGAGAGGAGCUGCAGCAGGCUCUCAUGCAGUGCCAGGAGUUCCACGAGAUGAGUCAUGGUCUGCUGCUGUGGUUGGAGAACAUCGACCGUCGGAGGAAUGAGGUGGUUCCCGUACCUUCAAACCUGGACCAUGAAACGCUACAAGCUCAUCUCAGGACACUGACUCAAAUCAAGCGGGAGCUGCUGGACUCUCAGCAGAAGGUGUCGUCCCUCCAGGAGCUCUCAGCUCAGCUGCUGGUCAGCACGGCAGUGCCCACGCCCACCACUCUCCGUUCCCCUGGCAGCGAGUGUCUGGAGGCCCAGGAGAAGGUGCAUGUGAUCUGGAACAGGCUGCGCCUGCUCCUGCGGGAGGUCGACUGCGACCUGGAGGGGUUGCAGAGGCGACUGGAGGUCGUGAGCACGCAACAGGAUUUCAUACCCCGAACUGUUGUCAAAUCUGACAUGACUUCUGCUGGUCUUGCAUCUGAUUCAACAAGCAUCCAAGCUUUCAGACGAUUGCCUCGAGGCAAAAGUAGUCAGGCCCACCCUGGACCCCCUGAGAGCGACCCCCGCCACAGCCGCAGGAGGUCAGCCGGCGCCGCUGGCUGCGUUUCCUCCCGUUCUGACCUUUUGGACGGCGUCUCCUCGCCAUCCUCCUCCUCCUCUUCCUCCAAAGGCCAUUCCUUCCUGCAUCGUGUCCUGAGAGCCGCGCUCCCCGUGCAGCUGCUCCUCUUGUUCCUCAUUGGCCUGGCCUGCCUGGUGCCCAUGAGCCAGGAGGACUACAGCUGCCACCACGCCAACAACUUUGCCCGCUCCUUCCAUCCCAUGCUGCGCUACACAAACGGACCCCCACCUAUAUAGCUGCCUAUCCACCCAUAUCGCUUUGCCAAGGACUCCUGUGAAUGUGCCCUUUUUCACCCUGUGCCCUACAGCAACAAGCUCCGCCCCCUGUUGGGAUGCACCAUUAUGACAAGGAGGCCUUUAAUUACUAAUGGACCUUUUUAAAUAUAUAUUUUUAAAUUUUGUUUACCUUAAAUAUGUAUAUGAGGUUUUUUAGUGAUAUCAAUGAGAAAGAACAAAGCACUAUUUAUAAUACACUCACGAUGGGAGCUAAAGUCGUCCACUAUUCCCAGUGCUGCUACUGUUUAUUGAGCGGAAUAUUAUUCGUCUGAAAAAAGCUCAAGUGUUUAAGGAUAUUGGUCCUGAAAAGAUUUAACCAAUAAACAGAUGAGUUAAUAUAAUGUUUAAAAGGACGCGUUUACGACUACAUAACUCGAGUCCUGCGGUGAAAAUGCCCGGAUGUACUUUUUACUCUUUGAUUCAAUUCCCCAUAUGCGCGUCUGUUUGCUAGCCCCAACAAGAUGCGUUGACGCUGCGUUGUAAAUUCUGCUAGACUUCUAACCAAGUAAAUAUUUUUUUGUAGUCUGAAUUUGCCAACUUAAUUUCUCUCUGGUUCGUUUCAACUUUGCUGUGAGGACCGUCCAAGUACUCCCUGUUUGCUGUUUGAAGGUACCGCACUGACUGACUGAACGCCUUUGAGACAAAAUGGCCAACUUCUCCCCGCCUAAAGCUAAAGCUCAUAUUUCUACUGCUUUGAUUGUGAUAAAGAUGUUUUUUCUGUUAUAUAUAAUAUAUAUAUACUUUUGUUUCUGUUAGAGCAUGCACUUGAAAGCCCCUAAAGCCAAACAAUCACUGAUUGUGUAGCUGUAGAUUUAUUAAUCAUAUUAUUAAUGUUUGGUUAUAAGUAUUAUUCCGAAGUGAUCAAACAUCGCUACCUUAUCUAAACACAAUGUGUACAAAAAUAUGAAAAUUGUUAAUUUAUGUAUGUACAGUUUGCUAAUGCCGAAUACUCUUUGCAUAUAAUAAAACAUGAACCAUUUAAUAACUCUUGUGUAAAUCCACAACUUGUUAGUGAAACAAUUACCAAUUGCAGUCAAGAGUUGUAGCCUUUCCUAUUGUCCAAAUAAAUACAAUACGGUUGUUUGAUUACAAUGGUUAGCACAUGAGUCUAAAGAGGUACGGGUUCGAAUCUCCAUUGGAACGUCUGUGUGCAUUUUGUAUGUUUUCCAUUAUUACCCACAUCCCAAAAGUUUAAAAUUGGGGACUAUACAUUGUUUACAUGUGCUCCAAAGUGCUGGGACAGGCCCCAUACUCAGUAAAGAAAGUGAAUGAAUGUGUACAUUAACUCUGCCAAGUGGAGGUUUCAUUAUAUGUGUACAUUUUUAAAGCCCACAGAGUCCCUAAAUUAUUACUUUUAUUUUUCUUCAGUUAAAUGUAUCCAUUUCCUA
This is a messenger RNA of Entelurus aequoreus (snake pipefish), 27965 nucleotides long. It is a transcript of the gene syne1a, whose product is annotated as spectrin repeat containing, nuclear envelope 1a. Bases 1 to 26538 code for a protein of 8845 amino acids. The record is from RefSeq and is a predicted model, not a curated record. NCBI's taxonomy places the organism in Eukaryota, Metazoa, Chordata, Actinopteri, Syngnathiformes, Syngnathidae. The transcript is spliced from 147 exons. Gene Ontology annotation, molecular function: protein binding. Gene Ontology annotation, cellular component: membrane.